AUGAUUAUACCGGCUGCAAAACGUGGCGAACAAAAUCGGCCGAAAGAGUAUUAAGAAGCAAACUGGUGCUGUCCUCGUUAGGCUUGUUGUACAUUCACAGAAUGCGACUAAGAACAGCACAGAUGACAUGAGUGUGCUAGCUGUCUUGUUCUGCAUAGCGAUUGAGCCUGACAGUCGUAUACUUUUCUUUUCCAUAUUGCUAACUAUCUUGCGCAAAUACAUUGCGCCUGCGUGGUCUUGCUUCGAUAAGACGCUACUUUUUCCCAAAACAAACCUACUUAAACUCACUCACUAAGAUAACACUCACAAAAUGAAGCUUGUCUCAUCCCGAAGAUCACGACUAUCCCUCUUGCCGAUCAUUCUGGCGAGCACCACUACAGUGGUACUCGCUUUGGAGAGGUGUACGAGUGAGGAGAAUGGAGUGUACCCCUCAAAUUGUCUUUGCAGAGGAGUGGAGCUCUUCCGUCCCGACCUAGCCAUGCCAAACGGGUGCGCGUGCACUGAAGCUGCGGGAGGGAAAAAUGGUAUUAGUAGGUUGGUAUAAGGAGUAGUUUUUUUGAGGUGGUUUCAGAAGAUAGAGGUGUGGUAGGCACUAUGCUUUUACCUGUACUAUCUGGCUGUUGAGAUGGAUACCCGUCAAACGACAGGGUGUCUCGUCAUCAUGUGUGAAAGUGCAGGCAGUCUGUUACCUGCCAUAAUGUAUUGUAGUAACGAUUUCGUAACAUCAACUGGCGCCAAUACAGGCAGUCUGUUACCUGCCAUGUAUUGCACAGGAACAAUUUCGUAGCAUGAUCAACUGGCGCCAAAAAAUCUCCCCAACCCCACCGCAGAAAUGCAAUGCGCCAUUGCUCAUGCUCCUCAUUACCGAACCGCGGAAGACGAAAUCCGUACUUUCGUCUCCUCAUGUUCGAGUUGUAGCGCAGCACGACUGAGGUGCAUCGACGGCGAAAGCUAUAUUGUAGAGUGCGCUGAAGAGGGAGGCCUAGAAGAGCAAUUGCUGACAUCGACGCUGGGUAUUUUGAUCCUAUCGCUGAGUGGGGUCUGUGCGUUCGCGGCGGUUGUUAUGGCAAGGAAGUGAAAUGACCUUUAACUUAUUUAGAUAUAAUAUUGAUGAAGACGCCGAAGUAGAAACUCAUCAUUUUCAGAUUUAGAAGAAGGCGAAAACGAGGAAAGAACAAGGGCUGCAUAUUGCGGCAAAGUGAUAGAAACAUUGAUUUGAAGAUGGUAGAGCCAUUCGAAAUAUGGUAGAGCCAUUCGAAGUAAACCCAGAUAGUAUUCAUGCAAAAGUAGUAGGAAUAAGCAAAAGAUUUCCAUUUAGAAUCGACGUGGCCAUCUCUAACAUCCGAAGUUGUUUCCACUUCGUAUGCUGUCGAAGAGGUGAAAGCGGUCGGACUCUUGUUGGAUCCAUGCUUAGUAGGAGUAGAGACCGUAGAAAACUGAAUCUGCCAGACAAUGCGAUAGCGGAUCUAGGGUUGGGCGUUGUUGCCGGAACAGGAGGCUCUGCGGUGGAUCAUAGUAGUUAUGAAUCAUCGUGACAUGACACACAUCACGACUAGCCUGGAUUUUGACUGUAGUGCUUUGGAAAUGUAAAAGUGCUUGUUCUUAUUUUCUUGCUCCUCAGACCAGGCAGUUGCUGCGUCAAUGUGCAACUUUCUUCCAGAACAAGGUAGGCACUUUCAUUAUGGAUUCAUCUAAUCACCGCACUACCCAGUAAAUGUUCCACCGACUUCGCUUUAUGGUCCUGUGCAGACGAGUCAGACGCCUUACUACAUCAAAAAUUUUCCCGCUGGCGGAAGAUUAUCUUAAGCAAGGCUAUUCAGAAAAUGUCAUAACUUUUAGUUUCAUCAGGCACGCCUUCUAGUAUAGCAGGGCUUCAGACAUGAGAUACAUCCUCCGAAUCGAGCAGGAAGAUAGAGCAAAGUAUAAGAUCUGACGAAAGAGAAGACACAUGUGCACGAGUCAUAGCUGUUGAUGCGAGAAGUAGAAGCCUCAAAUCAAACGGUAACGGGAAAAGCGGUCCUUACAAUCGGAGCGCGUCAGCUGACGGUCGCAAAAAGGUUAAGGCGAGAUAGCUGCAUCCUUGAUUGGAGCUUGAUUGUCUCCAUCUAGUAGAGAUCCAUUCUAGUAGAUAAAGCAAGAACUUCACAUAUAAGAGUAGCGGCCAGAAGUCGCCAGGGAAAUCUUAGGCAGAUUGCCGAGUAGAUUCGCAUCGUCAUAAGCUUCUUCUCCAUCUCUACUCUUGGCAGAUAUUUCCUGCAUCAAGUAAAGGAGAGUAUACCUGAGACAAGUAGUAAGUCUCCCGCUAACAUCCAGGAAUCCUCACCACCGGAAUCGAAGAACUUCCUAGGGAGUAUAUUCGGGUCUCUUCGGUCAAGUUCCUCAUCUCCGGCAAAGGGAAAGCGCAAAUCGGGUCGAAAGUCAUUGGAUAACUUAAGGCAGGGCGUGAGGCUGAUGUUUAGAGCGGUCGUUAGAUUAUAACUUAAGGCAGGAUCGACGUCUGAUGUUUGGUGUGGUCGUUCGAUAACUUACGGCUGGGUGUUUGGCGUUUUGAGUCAUUGGAAGUGGAAGCUAACUAAGGGUCGGGCAAGUCAUUAGAGAACCAUACAAGGUAUUAGAGAAACAUGCACGUCGUGCCACCGCGUGCUACCGUAUCCUAUCCGGUAGAAUGUAGCAGAGUUCUUCUAAGAAAGACGCCAAAUCUGGAUCCAGAUGCCUACGGUGGAUACAACUGGGGAAGGCGAAACAGUAGGAGAAGCAGUCGUGCUAGCUCAGAAGCAAGCAUACGUACAGACUUGAGUGAGUGUUGUUGUGAACGUUGAUGAUUAUAUAUUACUUGCGCCCCAUUUCUUUCUUCUAGUUUGGCUGCAUCUGGAUACAUGAAGAUGCGUCCCUACUACACCCUCUUCGAAGUCGAAAUAAUGUCUAGCGACCCUGUUUCCAUCCUCUUCACUACCCCAGCCGCUUCUCCGCCGCCACCGUCUGCUCCUCGCUUGGGAGCUAGCUUUAGUAGGAAUCCUGGCAGUCCGAAUUUUAUACCGCCACCGCCACUAGGGAUGCCACCAGCGCACAUGCAAGUGUAGUGGAGUAGUUUGAAUCAACAAGAUGAAGAUAGAAUGCGCACAUUAUGAGCUAUUUGUUUCUUUUCGAGUACUUCCUUACACGCUGAUAGAUCAACUUUGCGAGCUCAAUUUGAAGAAUACAAAUCCUUAGACAUAAAGAAGAAGUGGUUGCUUUUUUCGACCUCUUUUUUUCGCAGAGCUUGAGUGAUGAUUUUGUUGCAGACGAUGUCAUUGAACAAAGGAGUAAGUGGCACAGGGAGACGCGCUAAUACCUAUUUUCGGACACAGUCAGCCUGCCUUGCCCUUGUGUUGGGAAAGUAUGCACUAAUCCACUACUGAUACUGUAGAACUGUCGCCUACAAAUUCGGUCUGUUAGACAGCUGCCCUUGCACUGUUUAGAUAACUACGCAAGUGAUUUCUUCUUUUCUAGCACCUAAGAUAUGUGGAAACCACUUUGCGUCCUCCCUAUGCUUGUGGCGACCCUCUCCUAGAUUGUAUUCUUUUUGGCGCAUUUGGAGGCACUUUGAUGACGGUUUUGAUCUGCUUGCGGAUGUCGAGACACAGCCUUGACGUAAGACGACAUGGAAUGCAAAGCAUUGCUCCUUCUCGUAGGAUGCGACUACUUCGUGCUCUUGAAAC
Molecule: messenger RNA, 3698 nt
Organism: Amoebophrya sp. A25
Lineage: Eukaryota; Dinophyceae; Syndiniales; Amoebophryaceae
Source: the annotation of a GenBank genome assembly